ACUUGCAACGCGGCGGCCAAUUUACGCGUUCAUUUAGUCCAAACCAACCAACGUUUAUAUAACCGGUUCUUGUGUUCCGAAUGAACCACGAAAACGCCAGCUAAGUGUGUGGUAGCGGAAAAGGCGCGAAAGCUCUCACAAUACCGCUAGCUUAGAGAAACCCGGAAGUGACGUCAGAAGUGCUCUCUCCAAGAGAUCGCGAAUCGCCUGCCGCUGAGAACAGAGUGUGUCUGUCGACAAGAAGAAUUAAUGAGGCCAAAUCUUAGGAGGUGCCGCCACGAUACCCAAUUUGCACACACGAUAUUACACAUGAUAUACAGAAACAAUGAAAGCACGAGCACUAAAAUAGUUAAACAACAAAAAGGCCACACCUAAUAAAAACGGUCAUCUGGUACGUAGCGAAUGAUUUUAUUUAGUCUAGGAUAACAGCCAAAGCCCAAUUAAAAGGCACGGAAACGCAUCAACAUGUUGUUCCUUCCUAAAUGGCCGACUCCGAGUUUUCUUAUUCGUGUUAAGCACGCGUACGUAGAAUCAAAUGGCACAAAGAGUCGGCGCGUGUGGAGGAAAAGACAAAAGCCAGGGAUUAAAGAGUUUGUUUUGCACAAAGCAACAACAAUAUCAAGAAUAGAAUAAACUGUACAGAUUGACCGUUAUAAAAACGCUGGCGUUAAACAGACUUUCAGAGAGACAGUCCAAGGAGACAGACAAACAACAAUAUGAAUUUCCAACAAGUGACAUUACUCGCGAUGUGCAGUAUUCUUAUAGCAACUCUUCAAGCACAACCAUUCAGUACACGUGACAAGGCCCAACUGGAUCACUACAGUAGACAGAUGAGCAAGAAAAACCAAGUGGCCACUCAUAUCUUUGGCAAGCCGGUCAUUAACCACGUCAUCCCAUCCCACUCCCGGCGAGUGACAUUGUACAACAAACUUGGCUUCUACCUAGCGCUAUACGACAAUGGUACCAUCACCGGGGAAGACUACGAGUACUGCCAGGGGUACAUGGAAAGCUGCGUGUUCAACUUACAAUCGUACGGGACAAGUAUUGUUCGCUUACAAAAUGUCAGGACUGGGCGCUACGUAGCUAUUGGUCCCUCAGGAACAGUCUACACUACGAAAGCAAGAAAAGACAAGGACACUCUGCUGAAAGAGCGUAUUCUUCCAUCCUUAUAUACUGUCUUUUGGUCCUACACCAACCAUGGUACUAGCAGAAGCCAAUCCGGGUCAAUAAACUUCUACCUUGCCAUGAAAAGGACGAGGGAAGCAAAAAAUGCUAACAAGACAUCUAUUACACACAAAUCAGGACAUUUCCUACUUGAAUUCGUCAGGCAAAAUCAUCACGUACUACCAUGGUUUUAAACAUUUAGGCUACUAUUAUUUAUUAAUUGGAAUUCAAGAAUAAAAAAACGAGACAUAAGUAAUUGGACAAACUAUUUAUUGGAAUUUUGCUUGGAUAACAAACAGAUGUACUUUUAUUAAAGAACGUGCAACUAAGACCAUAAAAUUAUUUGAAGUUUCUGUGUAUAUCAUUGAAUAAUAUAUUCUAUAAUUUAACAUCAAAA
This is a messenger RNA of Nematostella vectensis (starlet sea anemone), 1561 nucleotides long. RefSeq lists its product as uncharacterized. The transcript is spliced from 5 exons. Gene Ontology annotation, cellular component: cytoplasm. Bases 717 to 1358 code for a protein of 213 amino acids. Lineage: Eukaryota; Metazoa; Cnidaria; Anthozoa; Actiniaria; Edwardsiidae. The record is from RefSeq and is a predicted model, not a curated record. Gene Ontology annotation, biological process: fibroblast growth factor receptor signaling pathway; cell differentiation; positive regulation of gene expression. Gene Ontology annotation, molecular function: fibroblast growth factor receptor binding; growth factor activity.